This is a messenger RNA of Elaeis guineensis (African oil palm), 2265 nucleotides long. The record is from RefSeq and is a predicted model, not a curated record. Lineage: Eukaryota; Viridiplantae; Streptophyta; Magnoliopsida; Arecales; Arecaceae.
AUUCCCUCCAGACCCAUCAACUGCCAGAGCCCAACUGACCUUGUAGAAUAGAAGCAGCCCCAAUCCAAAACUUCCAUCUUCCAGUUUUGUAGCCUAGAUUGGAACUCAGAAGUGUUCUCCUAUCUGAGAAGCAAUAUGCCACCUGCACUCUCUCUCACAACAGCCCAUCUUCCUAUCUGCAAGUCCCAGGAGAUCUCCAAAGAGAAUAAUAUCAAAACCCCUCUUAGAGGAGAGAAUCCAAAUCAGAGAACACUCCUAGAUGUCAAUCUUCGCAGAAGGAAGCUACUAAAAUCUGCUGGCCUGGGACUUAUAGGCACUGGGUUUGGUGCAGUUCGGCCAACAAAGGCUGAGCCAGAAAGCCCUCAAGCUUCUACUUCCAGCAGGAUGUCGUACUCGAGAUUCCUGCAGUAUUUGAAUGAAGGAGCAGUGAAGAAGGUGGACCUGUUCGAGAAGGGCACCGUUGCCAUCGCCGAGAUCUCCAACCCAGCCCUGAAUAGAAUCCAGAGAGUCAAAGUGGAGCUGCCAGGACUGCCGAAGGAGCUGCUGAGGAAACUGAAAGAAAAGGAUGUGGAUUUUGCUGCUCAUCCAGUGGAACCCAAUGUAGGACUUGCAAUCCUGGAUUUUUUGGUGAACUGGGGAUUCCCUUUGCUCCUUCUUGGAUCAUUGUUUCUGAGAACUUCAUCGGCGAAUACUCCGGGAGGCCCCAACUUGCCUUUUGGCCUGGGAAGAUCUAAAGCAAAGUUUCAGAUGGAACCAAACACAGGAAUCACAUUUGACGACGUAGCCGGUGUUGAUGAAGCAGAGCAAGACUUCAAGGAGAUUGUUGAGUUCUUGAAGUCCCCAGAGAAAUUUGCUGCUGUGGGAGCAAGGAUCCCAAAGGGUGUUCUUCUAGUUGGGCCACCUGGAACUGGGAAGACAUUGCUGGCUAAAGCCAUAGCAGGGGAGGCAGGGGUUCCUUUCUUCUCCUUGUCAGGUUCUGAGUUCAUUGAGAUGUUUGUCGGUGUAGGGGCUUCGAGAGUUAGGGAUUUGUUUAAUAAGGCAACAGCAAAUUCUCCAUGUCUGGUCUUCAUUGACGAGAUUGAUGCAGUAGGAAGGCAAAGAGGAACUGGAAUUGGAGGAGGAAAUGAUGAAAGAGAACAAACAUUGAACCAACUGCUUACUGAAAUGGAUGGUUUCAGUGGGGACAGUGGAGUUAUUGUAAUUGCUGCGACGAACCGACCAGAAAUUCUUGAUUCAGCCUUGCUGAGACCAGGAAGAUUUGACAGACAGGUGACGGUCGGAUUGCCUGAUGUCAGAGGAAGGGAAGAAAUACUGAAGGUCCAUAGCAGCAACAAAAAGCUUGACAAGGAUGUCUCUCUCAGUGUCAUAGCCAUGAGAACACCAGGGUUUAGUGGUGCAGACCUAGCAAAUCUGAUGAAUGAAGCAGCUAUUCUUGCAGGAAGAAGAGGCAAAGAUAAAAUAACAGUGAAAGAGAUUGAUGAUUCAAUCGAUCGGAUUGUUGCCGGCAUGGAAGGAACCAAGAUGACAGAUGGGAAAAGCAAGAUGCUGGUAGCCUAUCAUGAGAUUGGGCAUGCCAUUUGUGCGACACUCACUCCUGGGCAUGACCCAGUGCAAAAGGUUACUCUAAUUCCCCGGGGCCAAGCUCGAGGUCUUACUUGGUUCCUUCCAGCUGAUGACCCAACUCUUAUAUCAAAGCAACAAAUCUUUGCUAGAAUAGUCGGAGGCCUUGGAGGUCGCGCAGCAGAGGAAGUAAUAUUUGGUGAAUCAGAGGUCACUACUGGUGCAGCUGGAGACUUGCAGCAGAUAACGCAGAUUGCAAGACAGAUGGUCACCAUGUUUGGGAUGUCUGAGAUUGGGCCAUGGGCACUGACGGAUCCAGCAGUUCAAAGCAGUGAUGUAGUAUUGAGAAUGCUGGCUAGGAAUUCGAUGUCCGAAAAACUUGCAGAAGAUAUUGACAAGUCAGUGAAAGCAAUAAUUGACAAAGCUUAUGAAAUUGCAAAGACUCACAUAAGGAAUAAUCGAGCAGCUAUGGACCAGUUGGUUGAGGUGUUGCUAGAGAAGGAAACUCUCACUGGAGAUGAAUUCAGAGCCAUUUUGUCCGAAUUCACCGAUGAUGAGGUGGACAGAAGCGAAAGGCAACCUGCUACUGAGCUGGUUGCAGCUUGAGUCAUCCAAUUCAUGUAUACUGUAGUUCCUCAUGACAGAAAUGUAAGCCUGAUAUUGUUAAAUAACAUGAAGCCUGUUUAGCAGUAAAUGCAUUGUUUA